UGGUGGAGGGAGCGCGCGCCUCGCUGGCCUGGAGGGGGCGGGGGCCGCGGCGGCUUUAAAGCGCCCAGCCCGGGCGUCGCGGGGCGGGGCGGCUCUCGCGGCUGCGGGGCGCAGGGCGCAGCGGCCGAGCGGGGUCCCCGGAAGCACAGCUGGGGUGCCUCCACCUACGGCUGGCCGUGAGCCUCUUCUCUCCCACGCCAGGGAAGGAGCGGCUGCGGCCCCCGCCGGGCGGAGGCACGGGGGGCGUACGGGGCGCGGAGGGGCCCGUCGCGGAGGAGAUGGCGCGGCACGUGAGGUGACGGCGCCCGAGCCCCGAGGGUCCCAGCCCCGCGCCCCGCGUCCCCGGGACAGCAUGGAGCGCCCAGAGCCCGAGCUGAUCCGGCAGAGCUGGCGGGCGGUGAGCCGCAGCCCGCUGGAGCACGGCACCGUCCUGUUCGCCAGGCUGUUUGCCCUGGAGCCUGACCUGCUGCCCCUCUUCCAGUACAACUGCCGCCAGUUCUCCAGCCCAGAGGACUGUCUCUCCUCACCUGAGUUCCUGGACCACAUCAGGAAGGUGAUGCUCGUGAUUGAUGCUGCGGUGACCAAUGUGGAAGACCUGUCCUCACUGGAGGAGUACCUUGCCAGCCUGGGCAGGAAGCACCGGGCAGUGGGUGUGAAGCUCAGCUCCUUCUCGACAGUGGGUGAAUCUCUGCUCUACAUGCUGGAGAAGUGUCUGGGCCCUGCCUUCACACCAGCCACACGGGCCGCCUGGAGCCAGCUCUACAGGGCUGUGGUGCAGGCCAUGAGUCGAGGCUGGGACAGCGAGUAAGAGGCGACCCUGCCCAGUGGCCCCCAUCUGUUUGUGUCUGUCUGUUGGUCUGUAUCUGUUGUAGCCCAGGCUCUCCAAGCUUCCCUGCAUCUUGGUCCUUGUUACUUGGCCACACUGGAGAGGUGCUGGGGCAGGGCUGGGUCUCAGUCUCCCAGAGUCCAACUGCAGAAGGAGUGGCUUUUCCUCCAGGAAGGGGCUUCUGGGUGUCCCCCUCAUCCCCAAUAGCCUCUUUCCUGCCUUUUUUUUUUUUUUUUUUUUUUUUUUUUCCUUUUUGGCACUCCCUCUGGCCCUGUGAGGAAUGUUUUGGUGGCAGAGGUGGGAUGGAGCUGGAAAGGUAUGGGGGUGGGAGGGGAUGGGGCUCUUCUGUGUGUCCUGCUUCUUCAGGUGAGUGCAGGCCAAGGCAGGGGUGAGAUGGCUGAGCUUCCAGCGCCUUCUAUCUUACUUGCCGAGUCCCUUCACUGCUUUCCUGCCCCAAGAUGGCUUGCUUUUCACAAAUAAAGAGAAAGGCAGCUUUAGCCUUCUUGGUGGAAUCCCAGGCGUGGGAGCAGAAUCAGAACUGCCAGGGAAGGGAAGGGGGACUUGGGUCUCAAUAGGGCUCAUCUGAGUUGCGCGGGCUGUGCAGAUGCCCUGACAGGGUUGGUUUCCUUUGGCGGCAUUCCCUUUCCCUCAUUCAGCACUUCUGCCAGGAACUCCCUGACUAUUCCGCUGCGGCGGGAACCCAGCUAGCUGGCCAGGUGGGGCGGGGCUGGGGACUGGCCAGGAAGGAGGGGUGACUUCAUCCCAGAGAGACCCAAGUUCCCCCAGCCCUUCAUCACCAACCCGCUCCUGCACGAGUGAGUCUUACCUCCCCCGGCCCUCCUUUCUGGCUCAGCCUGCAGCGACUGUGAGGCCACAGCUUCUCAGAUUCACUGCCCACUGUGUGCCAGUACUCAGGCAGCUGGAGAGAAGGCAGCUGCGGAGACCCCCACCCUCACCCCAGCCGUCUGCACUUUUACCGUUUGCUCUGUGCUGUCUGUGAUCCUAUAAACUCAUGAGAAAUAAACUGGUACUGUGUGCCUCUCU
This is a messenger RNA of Piliocolobus tephrosceles (Ugandan red Colobus), 1870 nucleotides long. RefSeq names its product neuroglobin (gene NGB). The coding region runs from base 353 to 808 and encodes 151 amino acids. The record is from RefSeq and is a predicted model, not a curated record. The transcript is spliced from 4 exons. Gene Ontology annotation, molecular function: heme binding; oxygen binding. NCBI's taxonomy places the organism in Eukaryota, Metazoa, Chordata, Mammalia, Primates, Cercopithecidae.